Molecule: messenger RNA, 2433 nt
Organism: Caenorhabditis elegans
Lineage: Eukaryota; Metazoa; Nematoda; Chromadorea; Rhabditida; Rhabditidae
Gene: Y73E7A.8
Product: Mucin-5AC
Exons: 7
Coding region: 246-2288 (680 amino acids)
Source: RefSeq, marked reviewed
CUUAUCCCCUCUCUCUCUCUUCCCUUAUCUCCAUCAAUUAAAACAGUUGCAUAUGAUGGCUGCUGCUGGCUGCUGCUUUCCGAAAACCUUUCACCUUCUUCCGAAGCUUUGACCUGGAUUCAGUCUGAUAACUGACCGAUAUUCUUGAUUCUCCUCCCAACAAACGAAAGAAAUAAGGAGAAGAAUUGAAAGUUUCGGCCGCCCGUGAGAAACUAAUUGAUUUCUCGUUUUCGAUAAAUAAAAAAAUGUUACGGCUCCGUUUACUCCUAUUACUCAUUAUUCCCUUUUUAGAAUGCCAACUACACGAUUUGGAGGUGACAACUCCACCGUCUUGGGCACCUACUGGAAGGUUGAAUCAGUUUAAUGGAUUUGCAACUCCAAGACCUUCUCUAUUACCUGCUAAUGCACAAAUGGUUUACGCUUCGGUCUGGGCUGCCUGGUCAGCAUGGUCAUUCUGUUCGGACUCUCAUCGUAUUCGUGUCCGUGCCUGCAACACCGUCCGCGGUUUCAGAUGCCUCGGACCAAACCAGCAGACAGAAGCCUGCGAUCCAGCGACAAGCCCGAUUCUUGGAAGACCCCCUCGUCCGAAUACCAUCAAUCCGGAUGAUUAUGAUAGUGUUGAUCCAUGGCAAGAAGAUCGAGUUGAAGCGCUGAAACAGCUGUAUCCAGAUGAAACUAUUGAUGAGAAAUUGAGCCAUUUACCGGAUCAUGAGAAGGAACGACUGAGAGCGAGACUUCUUCCACCGCCAAGUUUGAUGAGUCAUGAGUUACUGAAUAGACCUGUAAAUGAGCAAGAUGGGGCUCCGGGAGCUACUCCGGAAAAGAUGUUUGGAGCUAGGCCAAAAGUGUUUGGAGCAAGAACUUUUGCUGUGCCAAAUGCUGUUGGAGGAGCCCAGGCUGGGCUUAAAGAUUUGCUAAACGACGAGCAAUUCUUCUCCGACAUCACAAACGACGACAAGAAAAUUGCUCCGGCUCAACAAAAACUGGAAGAUUUCGGGAAGCUCGAAGAUUUCGAAAAAUCCGUAGACGCCGCCGAGCAGAACCAAAAUUCGAAGCAAAGCUCUGAGCAAGAGCAACAAAAUUUCGAAAGUUUCGAGAAAUCCGUGGAAGAGCAGGAGCAGCGACCGAAGAGCCGCGGGGAGGGCACUUUUACGGCAAAGAACCGGGGCAAGGUGGCUCCGAAGGUUCCAGAAGCCCCUGAAAUUUCAGAUGCGCUUCAGAAAUUGUCAGCUUCAAUGGAUGGCCCGGAAUUCUCGAAUAAAGGUUUCACUGAAGACAUUUUCGGAAGUAUUGAGGAAUUGAUGAGCCCGCCGACUACAACAACUACACUACAAACUACAACCACUAGACCACAAACUACAAAGACUACAACUACACCACAAACUACAACCACUAGACCACAAACUACAAAGACUACAACUACACCACAAACUACAACCACUAGACUACAGACCACACGCCGACCGCCAAUUCGAGUAACUCCGCGACUACCUACAGUAAUCCCAGAGGAUACUGUAGAAUUGGUCACGCCAAGUCUGCCAAUGGCGCCGCCGCGCGAGAAAAUCGAUAAUAGACCGGAAAUGAUUAACUUUUUUGAGGAGGAAAUGUUUGAGGAAGAUGAAAUGACUACUAGAAAACCAUGGAAAAACGCCAUUCACUACGGAGAGGUGAUUCCGCAGACAACAACUACCCGGACAACUCCAAGAGUCACCACAACUCAAGCCCCGCCCCCUGCCAUGACGACACAAUCCGGUUUCCCGAUUCCCGAGGAGAUCUCACUUGACACGCUACACGCGUUGGAUUGGAUGUUGGCGAACAUGACAAAAGCCGCCGAAGAAGGAAAUGUGCCGCUUGAUGGAAACGAGUUGCGCCUCCGCCUAGACAGUUCGCCAAGUGACCCAACAAAUGUCUCCACAAAACUUCUCGCCAAAAAGCCACGUCGUCCGAUAAAAAAGCGCGUCAAGACCCAACGCACGAAAACCAUCAAACUUCAUUACGGGGACGUGUUGCCCGCCGACGAAGUGAAUCGAAAAUUCCCGAAAUUCCGAAAUCGAAAUGCUCAUCGAGCAAGAAUAUUCGGAAUCAAAACCUCGUCGAUUCCAGAGGAAACGCUGAAAAUUCAGACGAAAAAGUCCGAAUUGACGGAUGAAAUUAACGAUUUGAGGGAUUUAAUGGAACAAAUGGAUGAGAGAAUUGAAUCAAGAUCUGCUUUAAUGGAAGAUAAUUUUGAUAGAGCUGUUAAGCCGAAACAUGAACACAACUCACCAUACCGUCAUCGACAAGUUUAACCAUGUCUCCAUACUUCCUAAAAAUCCAUACUAAAGGAGCCGCAAAAAAACCAGCAGAUCUUACCUCAAGAAUGUCAUCUCGAUAAUUUAAUAAAUUUCAAACUUUUGAAUAAAUGUAAUAAAAUUUUGUUUUGAAUUUUCAAAU